Raphanus sativus (radish) is the source of this 657-nucleotide messenger RNA. RefSeq names its product pathogenesis-related protein PRB1-3. The transcript has a single exon. Gene Ontology annotation, cellular component: extracellular region. Bases 26 to 577 code for a protein of 183 amino acids. The record is from RefSeq and is a predicted model, not a curated record. NCBI's taxonomy places the organism in Eukaryota, Viridiplantae, Streptophyta, Magnoliopsida, Brassicales, Brassicaceae.
AUCAAAUCUAACUCAUCUCUUCCCAAUGGAACUUAAAACUUUGAUAUUCACCAUUACCAUCACCAUCUCUAUCAUCACUCCACUUCCAUCUCUCUCUUUUCAACUCCCAUCCAACAAAACACCAACACUAGCUUCUUCUCAAUACCAAACCCUAACCCGCAACACCAUCCAACAGCAGUUUCUACAACCACACAACAUCUUAAGAGCCAAGCUUCGUCUCCCUCCUCUCAAAUGGAGCAACAAACUCGCCCGCUACGCCACCCGGUGGGCACGAACCCGCCGUGGAGAUUGCAACCUUAUCCACUCCGGUGGACCUUACGGGGAGAAUCUCUUUUGGGGAAGUGGAAAAGGGUGGACCCCUGGGAACGCGGUGGUUGCGUGGGCCUCGGAGAGGAAAUACUAUGACCGGAAGACGUACCGAUGUAAGGCGAAUGGAGAUUGUUUGCAUUACACGCAACUUGUGUGGAAGAAGAGUUUGAGGGUUGGUUGUGCGAUUGUGUUUUGCAAGAGCGGUGACACGUUUAUCAUUUGUAAUUAUGAUCCUCCUGGUAACAUUGUUGGACAACCACCCUUUUGAAUGUUGUGUACACCUCAUUUUUAAAUUUUCUUUAUAUUUUCUGAAAACAUGUUGUAAAUUUAUCAUAUAUGAUAUAUCCA